GGGGGAAGGGCCGCUAGCAGGCUAAGGAGCCUAGGGGCGGGGUGGGAAGGAGGAUCGGCCAACCCCGGGGUGUGGGACUGAGAGUGCGUGCGUGAGGAGUGUGGGGCCGACCAGGAAGGUGGCGAAGGGCGGAGAGUCCGGGUGGGAGGCGGGAGGGGUCUCGCGGGCGCGGAGCGCGGCGGGUGGCGGGCCGGGGGCGAGGGUGGCGGCUCCCUCCGGACCCGGCGCGGGCGGCGCGAUGCGGCGGGUCACGCUGUUCUUGAACGGCAGCCCAAGGAACGGCAAGGUGGUUGCUGUAUAUGGAACUUUGUCUGAUUUGCUUUCAGUGGCCAGCAGUAAACUCGGCAUAAAAGCCACCAGUGUAUAUAAUGGGAAAGGUGGACUGAUUGAUGAUAUUGCUUUGAUCAGGGAUGAUGAUGUGUUGUUUGUGUGUGAAGGAGAACCAUUUAUUGAUCCUCAGACAGAUUCUAAACCACCUGGAGGAUUACUAGGAUCCCACACAGACUGGUUAACAUUAAAUGUAGGAGGGCGAUACUUUACAACAACAAGCGUAUCCUACCAGGUUGUAGCAUGCAUCUCUUUGAGAGAACAGCUGAACUCAAGUAUACUCUUGACUUAAAUAUGUUUGUUUAUAAAGACACAUGGAGAAAUCAAUUUUUUUCCCUGAAUUCUUAGGAGCACUUUAGUGAAUAAAGAGCCCGACAGUAUGCUGGCGCACAUGUUCAAGGACAAAGGUGUCUGGGGAAAUAAGCAAGAUCAUAGAGGAGCUUUCUUAAUUGACCGAAGUCCUGAGUACUUUGAACCCAUUUUGAACUAUUUGCGUCAUGGACAGCUCAUUGUGAACGAUGGCAUUAACUUAUUGGGUGUACUAGAAGAAGCCAGGUUUUUUGGUAUUGACUCACUGAUUGAACACCUAGAAGUGGCCAUAAAGAAUUCCCAACCACCAGAGGAUCAUUCACCAAUAUCCCGAAAGGAAUUUGUUCGAUUUCUGCUGGCCACUCCAACCAAGUCAGAGCUGCGCUGCCAGGGCCUAAACUUCAGUGGUGCUGAUCUUUCCCGUUUGGACCUUCGAUACAUAAACUUCAAAAUGGCCAAUUUAAGCCGCUGCAACCUCGCACACGCAAAUCUCUGCUGUGCUAAUCUUGAACGAGCUGAUCUUUCUGGAUCAGUGCUCGACUGUGCAAAUCUCCAGGGCGUCAAGAUGCUCUGCUCAAACGCAGAAGGCGCAUCCCUGAGGCUAUGUAAUUUCGAGGAUCCUUCCGGUCUUAAAGCCAACUUAGAGGGUGCUAAUCUGAAAGGCGUGGAUAUGGAAGGAAGUCAGAUGACAGGAAUAAACCUUCGAGUUGCCACCUUAAAAAACGCAAAACUGAAGAACUGUAAUCUCAGAGGGGCAACUUUGGCAGGAACCGACUUGGAGAACUGUGAUUUGUCGGGGUGUGACCUCCAGGAAGCCAACCUGAGAGGUUCCAACGUGAAGGGUGCCAUAUUUGAAGAGAUGCUGACACCAUUACAUAUGUCCCAGAGUGUCAGAUGAGAGCGGCAAGAGCUGGAGGAAGAGGUCCCUGAUGAAAAGCUGUUCUCAUUUUCUUUCUCCAUCCAUCGAGUUGUCCAGAGGAGAUACCAUUGUAAGGGAAUUUGCGGCAAAUGCCUGUUCCCAGAGGUGCAUAAGGGGAAACGAUUGAGUGUCCCCGCAUUGUGACUGUGACAGAAGAACACUCUGUUUAUAGAUGUAGGGAAGUAGAUCAUGCUGCUGCAUUUCCAGUGGAGGUGGGGCAUUUGUCUGGUUUCUGACCAGGAGUAGUAUCUAUUAUAUUUGCUUUUAUAUAGGCAUUGUGUGGAAGUACCAUCUUGGUUUAAGAUGCAUUUGAGAAUUUUAAUUUAUGAAAAGCACAAUAUAUGCAAAUAUAUUUAUUGAACACCUAGAUGCAGUAAGGAUGUUUAAAUUGUUAAACGUCUUGAAAACUGAAGAGUUGUUCAGGUUUAUAAAUAGCUUUAGUGAUGCCUUCCCUCUUCAGAUCCCUAUCAUCAUGCAAGUGUGGUGAGGGUAAGACUCCCUAUGGCUCUUUCCUGAUUCAUUUCUGUAAUGUUUACUUUUUAAGAAAAAAAAAAACAAAACCAGUAGCUAAACUUGAGUCAUAUUCUGUCCUCAAAUUUUGAGACAGGAUGGAAGGAAAGACCUCAUAAAUCAUUCUGCAGGAGGAGGACGGAUCCACCAGUUGCUGCAGCUGGGCAUGCUGCAGCUGUGCAUGCCGCAGCUGUGCAUGCCUCAGCUUAGGGCGAGUUCCAUUCUGCACCAGAUUAGGCUGCUCUGUCCAUUCCCUAGUCGAGUUCUCAUGCUCAGUUAUCGCAAGCAUAGGAAGAUACUUCUGAACCAAAACACCGAGCUGUAUCCUCAGCACAGUUCAUGUAGUGCCAAGUAGUUUAUACAGGACCAGCUUAAAAUAGAUGUUCAAUCUAAAGCCACUGCAGUUGGGGCUAUAAAGUAUGAGUAAAUCCUGCAGAGUCCCCUAUGAGAAGGCAAUAUCAGAUAAUUACAGCUAAAAUCCUACAGUGGGGACUAAGGAAUUCUAAACUGAUGGUCUGAUUGUAGCCACCAAAAAAAUUGAUGACUAAAAAUUAAGCAUUUGACUAGUAUAAGCAGCAUUAUCAAUCAGUUGGUAACUGUGGCUCUUAAUUAAAUUUUUUUUUCCUGUUGUCUUGUUUGUAAGUGAAAUUUUAGUCCAGUUUUCUUGUGCAACAACAGCAGUAGGGCCUUCUUAGUGGGUGUCCCGUGUCCUUAUGUGUUUUCUAAGAGCAGGGAUAGAAGCUGUGUCCAAAUGGGUUCUAAAGCCUACAGACUGGUCAGCUUGAGGUAGUGAAUCAUCACAGGUGACCUUGUCUCCUUCAGGAGAGUGGCAUGUCUUCAUUAUUCUGUAGCUUAUUCUUCUAUCUACAUAUGCAAAGCUUUCCUUCACAGUAAAGGGCUCACAUGCACAGUGGGAGGAGAGUGCUCCUUUACAGGGAAAGGAAAGCAACUUUGAAAAUGAAUUAUUUUCUUUGCAUUAUUAUUUUUACCAAGACAGAGAAGUAUUGUAUUGAGAGAUACCUAUUUUCAUAAUCAAUAUGUGCCUAAAUUAUAUUUAACUCAUUUCACUGCACUCUAUUUUCAAUAAUUAUAGACUGUGUUCAUUCACUGAAUGGUCCUCUGCAGACAGACCUGAGACUGCAGAAGCAGCUGAAAGAUGUACACACAGUAUGCUUGGGAACUGCAGGGUUCGGAUCUGAUGUAAACUGCAUUAAUAAACGGUGUGGAACGCUGA
Molecule: messenger RNA, 3299 nt
Organism: Peromyscus leucopus (white-footed mouse)
Lineage: Eukaryota; Metazoa; Chordata; Mammalia; Rodentia; Cricetidae
Gene: Kctd9
Product: potassium channel tetramerization domain containing 9
Exons: 12
Coding region: 707-1534 (275 amino acids)
Biological process (GO): intracellular signal transduction; protein homooligomerization
Molecular function (GO): protein binding
Source: RefSeq, a predicted model, not a curated record